Molecule: messenger RNA, 9904 nt
Organism: Salvelinus fontinalis (brook trout)
Lineage: Eukaryota; Metazoa; Chordata; Actinopteri; Salmoniformes; Salmonidae
Gene: nisch
Product: nischarin
Exons: 21
Coding region: 397-5223 (1608 amino acids)
Cellular component (GO): cytoplasm
Molecular function (GO): protein kinase binding; integrin binding; phosphatidylinositol binding
Source: RefSeq, a predicted model, not a curated record
GGUGAUUACUGUCACUGGUCGAGAGUCUCGACGAUCCACAGACAGUUAUUUUUAGAAUCAGAUAAACCUAUUGCUGGAUAAGUAGGCUAAUCUAUUCUUUAUGCAGCAUUGGGCUGUUUACUAGAUCAUGCACUGAUACCAAGACAGUCAGUCAGGUCAAAUAUUUAGAACUAGGCUAUUGGGGAAAGGACAACGCCUCUAGAUCUGUUUAGCAAACGGUCACUCGUUUGGCUUUGAAUCGUUUUCCGGGAUUUAACCAGACCGCAGCUGUCUGUCACAACAAAGAUGGAGGAGAAAGCUAGCUAGCUAGCACUGUACAUCUCCGAGGACCUUAAGCUAAAAACAAAAUUGACCAGUUUCUCUACUAAUUGUAUUUUUGAUAUCGUGAUUUUCAAGAUGGAUACUGCCGUAUUUCCCGAGGAUGUCGUUGUAAAAAAGGUUUCCAUCGUUGGAUCGGAGCUCGUGGAGAAUUACACUGUGUACGUCAUUGAGGUGACAGUCAGGGAUCACAGAUGGACCAUCAAGCAUCGCUACAGUGAUUUCCAUGAUUUGCAUGAGAAACUGACAGCUGAGAAGAAGAUAGAGAAACAUUUACUGCCGCCUAAGAAGAUGAUCGGUAAAAACUCCAAAAGCCUGGUAGAGAAACGUCAGAAGGAGCUGGAAGUCUACCUACAAACACUGCUUGUCAGAUUCCCUACAGCUGCCCCUAAAGUCCUCUCCUACUUUCUGCACUUCCACCAAUAUGAAAUGAAUGGAAUCACAGCCGCUCUGGCAGAGGAGCUGUUCCAUAAGGGAGAGCAGUUGCUGGUGGCUGGUGAGGUGUUCACAUUGUGUCCCCUCCAACUGUAUGCCAUCACUCAGCAGCUGAAGCUGGCCAAACCUACCUGCUCUAAUGGUGACGCCAAGGCAGACCUGGGACACAUUCUGGACUUCACCUGCAGACUCAAAUACCUCAAGAUCACAGGCACCAGAGGAGAGGUGGGGACCAGUAACAUCCAGGAAGACAGCCUCACGUUUGACCUUUCAGUCUUUAAAGCUCUCCUACAGAUAGAGAUAAGUGAGUGCAACUCGGCCCAGAUCAUGGGACUGCCUUCUCUGAAACCCUGUCUGGUCACGCUGAGUGUCCACCACACUGCAGCAUCCAUGAUGGAUGUGCUGGUUCCGGAGGCGUGUGAGUCCCCUCAGUGGGUAGCAGAGGGAGCGCUUUCAGACUGUCCCGUCACCACCAUCAUCCCUACCUGGAAGACUCUCACCACUCUGGACAUGAGCCACAACCACAUAGGCUGCAUAGACAACUCAGUGAAAUUGAUACCAAAAGUAGAAUUCUUAGAUCUUAGUUCCAAUGAGCUCUCUACGGUGGAAAACCUUCAGCACCUGUACAACCUGAUCCACUUGGACCUUUCUUACAACAUUUUGACAGUGUUAGAGGGGGCCCACACCAAACUGGGUAACAUCAAGACCCUCAACCUGGCAGGCAACCAGCUAGACAGUCUCGCAGGCCUCACUAAACUAUACUCUCUAGUCAACCUGGACCUCAGCUCCAACAAGCUAGGACAGCUGGAGGAGAUCAGGUACAUAGGAACGCUGCCCUGCCUGGAGAAGCUGAUCCUGUCUAACAACCCCAUGUGUAUCAUCCCGGACUACAGAACCAAGGUGCUGGCUCAGUUCUGGGACCGCGCCUCAGAGGUAUGCUUGGACAGCACUGCGCCGACAGAGAAAGAGCUGGACACUGUGGAGGUGUUGAAAGCUAUUCAGAAAGCCAAAGAAUCUAAAGACCGAAUGGCCAACAACAACGAGAAGAAGAUCAGUGAGGACUCCAGGCUGUCUGGUGGUGGAUCUUCCAUCUCCUCCUCUGUCGCUGCCGCCUCUUCCUCUUCCUCUCUCCUCUCCUCAGCCUUAGCCCCAGCCUGCUCCAGCCAAGAAGUGAUAUGUAAAGAAGAAGCCUUUGUUACCCCUACAAUAUUGACUCCUGUGGAUUUUAUUGUACUUGAUACCCAGCGAUGCUAUGAUGAUGUAAACACUCUGCCUUGUGAGGAACAACUACAGGUUACCAGCCACCAGCCGGAUGAUGAUUCUAGUUCUUUUAAACACUCCAGUACCCAACAGAACCAGAUCCAUGGGAACAGUAGCUGCUGCUGCUGCUGUGUGGAGGACAGAGAGGAGAGAUACACGUGGAGCAGCACUAACCCGAGGACUCCUGUGCUCCCCCUCCACCUCCCCUCCUCCACCUCCUCCUGUCCGUCCUUCACCUCCCUGCUGUCUGCCCGCAUCACCAGAGCCCUGGCAGAGGAGGACAGGAGGCCCAGCAGACUCAGAGAUCUUCCCAGCCAGGAAGAGACUGAUCUGGGCAGCCCCAGCCCCAGUCCCAGCCCUUCCUCUGGAGAUGGAUACUUUGAGAUGGGUCUGGGGGAGGGAAAGGAGAGGGAGGGAGAGGAGGGGUCCCUGACUGACCAGGUAGAGGGAGAGAACCAGGCCCCAGAGACAGAGGUGUUACGUGUGAUUAAAGUCAUGUGGUGUCACUGCAUCAGGGUUGAUGAUGUGGUGGAGCAGAGGUCAGUGUGUGUGGUGCUAACAAACAGUCUACUGGGGUUGUUCCACUGUCCUAGUCACCCCUCUACAGCCCCAACCCAUCAACCCCAGAGCCAACCUCACGACCUUGGCUCAGUCACAGUCCAGACCCAGUGCCUAACCCUACAGACCCUAGUAGAUAACCUGGAGCCAGACUUUGUCCUUCCCUACGACCAGCUAGACUCUCUCCUCUUCUACAUCCCAGACACUUGCCUUUCCCUGAGGGUGAGGUCCUCUGACGUCCGCUGGUACCUCUUCUCAGACCCCCGGGGUUUAAAGGAGACCCACUCCCUGCUCUGCUCCCUGGCCCAGCUCCCGUCCUCCCCGUCAGGAGGACCCUCCACCCCGCAGCAGCUCCUCCACCUGCUCUUCGCCUCCUGGGAGUUUGAAGAGAACCAGGGCUGUGUGAAAGGCGGUUAUGCAGCACAUCUAGUGGUGACGGCCAUGUUGGCGUCCCAGACCAGCCAGCAGACAACCACCUCAACAAACCCAACUGUCCCUCCUAUGAAGACCUCUACUAACCCCAACACCUUCAACCUCCAAACUCUAGCCAAUCCCCUUCUCUCUGACAUCCUAUCCCACGUAGUUCCAGGAGGGGACAGAGACUCCUCCUGCUGUGUCCCCUGUGUCCUGUUUUUGACCCAGCGGCAUCUCUGUGUGCUGAAGGUGGACUUCAAAGCUCUGGCCCGGGGAACCAUCAGAGACGAACAACCGUCAGACAACCUCAACCAGAGGCUUCGCUCCUGCUCCAGGCUCACCCGUAUCCCCCUGGCCUCUGUGCUGCCCCACCCCAGGCCGAGUGCCCUGUAUGGGGCUGGGUCUAGGUCGGGGUCUAUCCCUGCCUACUCUCCCAGCUGCCCCCUGCCCUGGCACCAGCGCUCCCCCAGAGACGGCCGUGUCAUGGAGCUCCUAGUGGGUCAGGAGAGGGUCACGGCGGUGUUCCCCUUGCCUCACGACAGGCUCCGCUUCCAGAGACAGUUCACCCUGCUGCGCUCCAGCCUCAGGGACAUCAAGACUGUGGCUUUCCUGCAGGGUGGGAACGAACAUAGCCACAGUGACGAGGACAGUCCCAGGACGAUAAACAUAUACACGUCCACUCCCAAUGAGACCAAGAGCACAGACAGGCUGCAGGUUAACAGCCCUCGGGGUGCUCAGCGCCCUCGGCCAUCGCUGUCCCUGUCCUACCCAACAGACAUCCUGGUGGAGAAGCUGACUGGAGACAACCAGGUCCCAUCCCACCUGUCCCUGUCCCCAGCCCUGUCCCUCGUCUCUGGGCUUCGGGGACACCAGCUGCUGGGGUUCUUCCACACAAACAUUGCAGAGGAAGAGAAGGAGGAGCUGCAUCACAUCCUGUGGUCAUCGGUGGUUUUUUAUAAGUCACCUGACGUCGAGGCCACUUCCUGUAUCAUGCUCUCUACUAAAGCUCUCUACUUCCUGCUGGAUGACUCCGCCUCCACGCUCAACGACCAAUCACUACUGUGGGACUGGAGCCACUGUGACCAUCAGGACCCAGAGCUGAUCAUGUCUUACUGUCUCACCAUCGACCUCCACGACCUCCACUCUGUCAACGUGGGCCUGUUCGACCAGUACUUCAGGGUGGUGGGGCCGUCGGCGAACCACAUCAUCUGUUGUCUGACGAGGGACAGUUACGGGACACAUCGCUUCCUACAGCAGCUGAUGACGGUCCUCUCUCUACAGGACAAACUACCCUCUCCUGAACCCUCCGAACAAGACUUCUACUCGCAGUUUGGAAAUAAAUCCAAAGGUAAGAUGGAGAACUAUGAACUGGUCCACUCUAGCAGGGUAAAGUUCAUCUACCCCAGUGAAGAAGAGAUUGGAGACCUGACCUUUAUCGUAGCCGAGAGGAAAGGUCCUUUUGGGGCGGCGUCCUCCUGCAAUAUCCUGCUCUACGUACUGGUCUUCCAGGUGCAGACCCAGGGGCUAGGUUUCUCACAGGGCCUCCAUGUGCUCCCACAGACCCAGGCCCCAGCUGCAGACAGACAGACUUCCACCGGGGGUCUGCAGGGGGAUAGAAAGUCUCACCUCCACCCCCAGAGCCCGGUCUCUGCUAGCCAGCCUCGUCUUCACCCCUACCCUCAGGCUCCAGGCCCAGCGCCCUCCAUCAGGCCCCAUAUCCCCCAACAGAGCCUGCCUCCCCAGGCUCCCUCCACCCCAAGGCCUGUCCUCCAUCCUAAGACUCUGAUCCUGACCAGUACAGACGUUUUCCUGCUGGAUGAGGAUUAUAUCAGCUACCCGCUGCCGGACUUUGCCAAGGAGCCCCCUCCCCGAGAUAAGUACCAACUGACCGACGCUCGACGAAUAAGAGACCUGGAUAGAGUCCUCAUGGGUUACCAGACGUACCCGCAGGCCCUGACGUUAGUCUUCGACGAUGUCCCUGGGCCAGACCUCCUCUGUCAGCUUACCAUGGACCACUUUGGAGAAGAGGAGAGGGGAGGAGGAGGAGGAGGAGGAGGAGGAGGAGGAGGAGGAGGAGGGGAGAAAGGGAGGAGGAGGAGAUGUGGGGGAACAGAGAACGAGGUACUGUGGUGUAUCUAUGUCCCCGGAGCAGACAGCAGGGAGAGGCUGAUAUGUCUGUUAGCGAGACAGUGGGAAGUGCUGUGUAGUAGGGAGCUGCCUGUAGAACUCACUGGCUGACUGGUUCUUCUGCCUGUAGAACUCACUGGCUGACUGGUUCUUCUGCCUGUAGAACUCACUGGCUGACUGGUUCUUCUGUCUGUAGAACUCACUGGCUGACUGGUUCUUCUGUCUGUAGAACUCACUGGCUGACUGGUUCUUCUGCCUGUAGAACUCACUGGCCGACUGACUGGUUAUUCUGCCUGUAGAACUCACUGGCUGACUGGUUCUUCUGCCUGUAGAACUCACUGGCUGACUGGUUAUUCUGCCUGUAGAACUCCCUGGCUGACUGGUUCUUCUUCCUGUAGAACUAACUGGUUGACUGGCUGGUUCUUCUGCCUGUAGAACUCACUGGCUGGCUGACUGGUUAUUCUGCCUGUAGAACUAUGUGGCUGGCUGGUUAUUCCGCCUGUAGAACUAACUGACUGGCUGGUUCUUCUGCCUGUAGAAGUCACUGGUUGGCUGACUGGUUCUUCUGCCGGUGUGACUGACUGGUUGUUCUGCCUGACUGGUUCUUCUGCCGGUAGAACUCACUGGCUGGCUGACUGGUUCUUCUGCCGGUAGAACUCCCUAGCUGACUGACUGGUUCUUCUGCCGGUAGAACUCCCUGGCUGACUGACUGGUUCUUCUGCCGGUAGAACUCCCUAGCUGACUGACUGGUUCUUCUGUCUGUAGAACUCCCUGGCUGACUGACUGGUUCUUCUGCCGGUAGAACUCCCUAGCUGACUGACUGGUUCUUCUGCCGGUAGAACUCCCUGGCUGACUGACUGGUUCUUCUGCCGGUAGAACUCCCUAGCUGCCUGACUGGUUCUUCUGUCUGUAGAACUCCCUGGCUGACUGACUGGUUCUUCUUCCAGGAGGUUUAAAGCACGUCUCUACGCUGACCCUUUUUACAAGGACCAUGUGUGCACCUGCCGAAAAAUGUUGGCGGCACACAAAGAAAUGUAGGAGCACAAUGAAAAAUAUUUGAGAUAUUAAAGCUAUAAUCACACAGCUAAAUAUAUAGACAUAUAUACGAGUAAAAUGGUGGCACUGUUGAGCCCUGCGGUUUUCAAACCAACGUUCACAGGCUGGAGGAUGGACUACGUUACCAUAACCCGCCUUCACAGGCUGGAGGAUGGACUACAUUACCAUAACCUGCCUUCACAGGCUGGAGGAUGGACUACGUUACCAUAACCCGCCUUCACAGGCUGGAGGAUGGACUACGUUACCAUAACCCGCCUUCACAGGCUGGAGGAUGGACUACAUUACCAUAACCUGCCUUCACAGGCUGGAGGAUGGACUACGUUACCAUAACCCGCCUUCACAGGCUGGAGGAUGGACUACGUUACCAUAACCCGCCUUCACAGGCUGGAGGAUGGACUACGUUACCAUAACCCGCCUUCACAGGCUGGAGGAUGGACUACGUUACCAUAACCGCCUUCACAGGCUGGAGGAUGGACUACGUUACCAUAACCGCCUUCACAGGCUGGAGGAUGGACUACGUUACCAUAACACGCCUUCACAGGCUGGAGGAUGGACUACGUUACCAUAACCGCCUUCACAGGCUGGAGGAUGGACUACGUUACCAUAACCGCCUUCACAGGCUGACGGAUGGACUACGUUACCAUAACCUGCCUUCACAGGCUGGAGGAUGGACUACGUUACCAUAACCCGCCUUCACAGGCUGGAGGAUGGACUACGUUACCAUAACCCGCCUUCACAGGCUGGAGGAUGGACUACGUUACCAUAACCCGCCUUCACAGGCUGGCGGAGGGACUGCGUUACCAUAACCCGCCUUCACAGGCUGACGGAUGGACUACGUUACCAUAACCUGCCUUCACAGGCUGGAGGAUGGACUACGUUACCAUAACCCGCCUUCACAGGCUGGAGGAUGGACUACGUUACCAUAACCCGCCUUCACAGGCUGGCGGAUGGACUGCGUUACCAUAACCGCCUUCACAGGCUGACGGAUGGACUACGUUACCAUAACCUGCCUUCACAGGCUGGAGGAUGGACUACGUUACCAUAACCGCCUUCACAGGCUGGAGGAUGGACUACGUUACCAUAACCCGCCUUCACAGGCUGGAGGAUGGACUACGUUACCAUAACCUGCCUUCACAGGAUGGAGGAUGGACUACGUUACCAUAACCGCCUUCACAGGCUGGAGGAUGGACUACGUUACCAUAACCGCCUUCACAGGCUGGAGGAUGGACUACGUUACCAUAACCCGCCUUCACAGGCUGGAGGAUGGACUACGUUACCAUAACCGCCUUCACAGGCUGACGGAUGGACUACGUUACCAUAACCCGCCUUCACAGGCUGGCGGAGGGACUGCGUUACCAUAACCCGCCUUCACAGGCUGACGGAUGGACUACGUUACCAUAACCUGCCUUCACAGGCUGGAGGAUGGACUACGUUACCAUAACCCGCCUUCACAGGCUGGAGGAUGGACUACGUUACCAUAACCGCCUUCACAGGCUGGAGGAUGGACUACGUUACCAUAACCCGCCUUCACAGGCUGGAGGAUGGACUACGUUACCAUAACCCGCCUUCACAGGCUGGAGGAUGGACUACGUUACCAUAACCCGCCUUCACAGGCUGGAGGAUGGACUACGUUACCAUAACCCGCCUUCACAGGCUGGAGGAUGGACUACGUUACCAUAACCGCCUUCACAGGCUGGAGGAUGGACUACGUUACCAUAACCCGCCUUCACAGGCUGGAGGAUGGACUACGUUACCAUAACCCGCCUUCACAGGCUGGAGGAUGGACUACGUUACCAUAACCUGCCUUCACAGGCUGGAGGAUGGACUACGUUACCAUAACCUGCCUUCACAGGCUGGAGGAUGGACUACGUUACCAUAACAGCCUUCACAGGCUGGAGGAUGGACUACGUUACCAUAACCUGCCUUCACAGGCUGGAGGAUGGACUACGUUACCAUAACCCGCCUUCACAGACUGACGGUUGGACUACGUUACCAUAACCUGCCUUCACAGGCUGGAGGAUGGACUACGUUACCAUAACCUGCCUUCACAGGCUGGAGGAUGGACUACGUUACCAUAACAGCCUUCACAGGCUGGAGGAUGGACUACGUUACCAUAACCUGCCUUCACAGGCUGGAGGAUGGACUACGUUACCAUAACCCGCCUUCACAGACUGACGGUUGGACUACGUUACCAUAACCGCCUUCACAGACUGGCGGAUGGACUGCGUUACCAUAACCUGCCUUCACAGGCUGGAGGAUGGACUACGUUACCAUAACCUGCCUUCACAGGCUGGAGGAUGGACUACGUUACCAUAACCCGCCUUCACAGGCUGGAGGAUGGACUAACCAAACAAGACACAAGGGACAAACAGGGAAUCAAACCCCCCAAAGAUUCCUCUUCUUCUCCUCCUUCCCCUCUUCCUCCCCUGUUCCUCUUCCUCCUCCUCAAAGGAAGUUCUGUGAUGUUUCUUAUCGUUUAUAAUCCAAAUGCAUCCUGGGAAUUUGUACAGUCCACACAAGUGUGAUAUUUAUUUGUUAUCUUUGUACAUAGCCCCUCCCCCUACCCAUAGCUCCUCCCCCAACCCAUAGCUCCACCCCCAACCCAUAGUCGCUGAAGCACAUUUAUUAUGGAAUGAUACCAAUCUUAAAUAUUAUUUAGUAUUUAUCAAAAAUAAUAUAAUCAAUUUUUUUGUUUUUAAAUAUGAAAGUCUUAUUAUUGCUGGUCAUUUGUUUGUCUUCAGUUUCCCUUUCCUCCCCCAUGGCACCGUAACGCCUAUACACUGAGUGGACAAAGCAUUAGGAACACCUUGCUCUCAGAACAGCCUCAAUUGGUCAGGGCAUGGACUCUACAAGGUGUCGAAAGCGUUCCACAGGGAUGCUGGCCCAUGUUGACUAAGUUUUUAGAAAUGUUAUCAAAUUAAAUAAAUAUGAAAUACAGAAAUAUCUCAUUUACAUAAGUAUUUACACCCCUGAGUUAAUACAUGUUAGAAUCACCUUUGGAAGCGAUUACAGCUGUGAGUGUUUCUGGGUAAGUCUAAGAGCUGUGAGUGUUUCUGGGUAAGUCUAAGAGCUGUGAGUGUUUCUGGGUAAGUCUAAGAGCUUUCCACACCUGAAUUGUGCAACAUUUGUCCAUUUAAUCUUUUCAAAUAGGUUGUUGAUCAUUGCUAGACAACCAUUUUCAGGUCUUGCCAUAGAUUUUCAAGUAGAUUUAAGUCAAAACUUUAACUCGGCUUCUCGGGAACAUUCUAUUUCGUCAUGGUAAGCAACUCCAGUGUAGACGUGGCUUUGUGUUUUAGGUUAUUGUCCUGCUGAAAGGGGAAUUCAUCUCCCAGUGUCUGGUGGAAAGCAGACUGAACCUGGUUUUCCUCUAGGAUUUCUCCUGUCCUUAGCUCCAUUUCAUGUAUUUUUUAUCCUGAAAAACUUACCAGUCCUUAACGAUUACAAGCAUACCCAUAACAUGAUGCAGUGGUACUCAGUAAUGUGUUGUAUUUGUCCCAAACAUAACGCUUUGUAUUCAGGACAAAAAGUGAAUUGCUUUGCCACAUUUGUUUCAGUAUUACUUUAGUUCCUUGUUGCAAACAGGAUGCAUGUUUUGGAAUAUUGUUUAUUCUGUACCGGCUUCCUCCUUUUCACUCUGUCAUUUUUGUUUGUAUUGUGGAGUAACUACAAUGUUGUUGAUCCUUCCUCAGUUUCUAUCCUAUCACAGCCAUUAAACUCUGUAACUGUUUUAAAGUCA